Messenger RNA from Cucurbita pepo subsp. pepo (vegetable marrow), 3532 nucleotides. Lineage: Eukaryota; Viridiplantae; Streptophyta; Magnoliopsida; Cucurbitales; Cucurbitaceae. The record is from RefSeq and is a predicted model, not a curated record.
UUUUUAAAUGCGAUUCCAUAUAUAAAGAACAUGUUCACUGGCCACUGAGAUAAAUCCACCAGGUUUUUUCUCAAAUUUUGUUUCAGUUUUCAUCAUGUUCACGGGGUUCUUCCUGUUCUUGUUUUGUUGUUCUGAAUUCCAUGGAUUUCUUCUCUUGUUGAGCUAUUUCUAUUUCAACUCACAUUUCGGUUUCUGAAAUUACUCUGUUGAUUCUUACUGAGUUUGCCGUCUUCUUCUCAAUGCGUUUCGAGAUUUAAACGCAAAUUUUCAUGGAUAUUCCUUCUGUUAUAGUAAAUGCUGUGUUUAUUUUUGCAUUAUCGAUGUGGAUUUUGCUUCACUCGUGUAGACGAGAAGCAGAGAGUGGAAUCCCUCAAUCGAGAAACAGAGAAUUUCGAGAGUUUAAAUGGCUAACCAGCAUUACGAUCUUUUCUAAUGCUGUUCUUCCGUUUUGGUAUUCUGGAUUUGCUGCUUAUGAGUACUGGAAUCGUGGAAUCGUUGAUUGGGGAUUGAUCAUCUCCGCUUUAACGUGGAUUUUCGUCGCUGCGAUUGCUUUCUACUGGAGAAAUGGAACGAAUCAUCAAGCCAAAAGAUGGCCGUUGAUUCUAAUUGUUUGGUGGAUUUUCUCUUGUUUUUAUGGAUUAGGUUCUUCGAUUAUUUACCUGCUUACACACUUGAAAUCCAUGGAGUUUCCUCAUUUUCUUCCAAAAGCUACUGUUAUUGAUUUUGCUUCAUUCACUCUGUCUUUGAUCAUCUGCUGUACUGCACUGAUUGUUAACUAUCAUGAUAAACACAAUGAUCUUGAGAAAUCAUUGCUCCAAAAAGAGAAUGAUUCUUGUUCUGAAGAUGAUGGUGGGUUCAUCAGUCCUGGAUUUUGGAGCCAAAUUACAUUCCAAUGGCUAAACCCUCUCUUCAAAAGGGGGAGGAAUCAAAAACUUGAACUAGUUCACGUUCCUUCUGUUCCUCAAUCUGAAACAGCUGAAUAUGUUUCUUCCUUGCUGGAAGAAUCGCUUCAGAGAAAGAAAAUUGAGUCAUCUUCCUUGCCCAAAGCUAUAGUUCUAGCUACAUGGAAGUCUCUGGUUUUAACUGCAAUAUUUUCGGGAGUCAACACAUUAGCAUCCUUUAUGGGGCCUUUCUUAAUCUCCAACUUUGUGAAUUAUCUGUUGGGAAAAAGCGAUGAAUCAAGCAACCGUGAUGGGUUGAUUCUUGCAUUCUUCUUCUUCUUUGCUAAGACAUUGGAGUCUCUUACUCAAAGACAGUGGUAUUUCGGCACUCACCGUGUCGGUAUUCAGGUAAGGGCAGCUCUUACAGUGAUGAUCUACAAGAAAUCUAUAUCGGUUAAUGCUGCUGGUCCAAGUAAUGGAAAGAUCAUUAAUCUAAUAAAUGUUGACGUUGAAAGAAUUGGAGACUUCUCUUGGUAUAUCCAUAAGAUUUGGUUGCUUCCUGUCCAAAUAGCUCUAGCACUUAUCAUUCUUUUUAGGAAUCUUGGAGCUGCUCCUUCCAUUACUGCUCUGUUAGCUACAAUAUUUAUAAUGGUAAGCAACACACCAUUAGCUAAUGUUCAAGAAAGUCUACACUCGAAAAUAAUGGAUGCAAGAGACUCUAGAAUCAAAUUGACAUCAGAGACUCUAAAGAACAUGAGAGUCUUGAAACUCCAUUCUUGGGAACAGACGUUUAUGAAGAAGGUCUUGCAGCUUCGAGAAGUCGAAAGGAGCUGGUUAAAGAGAUAUCUCUAUACAUGCUCCGUUAUAGCAUUUCUGUUUUGGGUUUCACCAACUUUAGUUUCAGUACUUACUUUUGGUGCUUGUGUUAUGACGAAAAUCCCUCUAACAGCAGGCACGGUUUUAUCAGCCAUUGCUACUUUUAGGAUCCUACAAGAUCCAAUUUAUAACCUACCGGAGCUGAUUUCCAUGAUUGCUCAAACAAAAGUCUCCCUUGACCGUAUACAAGAGUUCAUUCAAGAAGAAGAUCAAAGGAAGCAGAUUUAUCAUCCUCCUUCCAGUUCAUCAGAUAUCGUGAUCGAAAUGGAGGUAGGGGAGUAUUUGUGGGAAGCGAGCGAUCUAAAUUUUAAGAAACCUACGAUUAAAGUUGCAGAAAAGAUGCAAAUACCAAAAGGUUACAAAGUUGCAGUUUGCGGGUCGGUCGGUUCGGGAAAAUCAAGCCUACUUUGUAGUAUACUGGGCGAGAUCCCACAGAUUUCAGGAACACAAAUGAAGAUACAUGGAACUAAAGCUUAUGUUCCCCAAAGUGCUUGGAUCCAAUCAGGCACUGUAAGAGAGAAUGUGCUGUUUGGGAAGGAGAUUGAUAAACAUUUUUAUGAGGAUGUGCUAGAAGCCUGCGCUUUGAAUCAGGAUAUCAAGCUGUGGCAGGAUGGCGAUUGCACCUUGUUGGGAGAGAGGGGUGUGAAUCUAAGUGGAGGACAAAAGCAGCGGAUUCAAUUGGCAAGGGCAGUGUAUAGUGAUGCAGAUGUUUACUUCCUGGAUGAUCCUUUUAGUGCUGUGGACGCAUGUACUGGAACACAUUUGUUCAAGAGAUGUCUUCUGCAACUUCUGUCUAGUAAAACUGUUGUAUAUGCUACUCAUCACUUGGAAUUCAUUGAAGCUGCUGACCUUGUUCUGGUAAUGAAAAAUGGUCAUAUUGUUCAAUCAGGAAAGUAUGCAGAAUUAAUAUCAUAUUCGAACGGUGAACUUGCUAGACACAUUGCAGCACAUAGAAGAUCACUGAAUGGAGUUAAGCCACUGAAAGAAGAUAAACCCCAUCAUAAAAGACCAUGUAAGACACAUCAAAUAGAAGCUCUAGAUGAAAGUUCUUCCUUGUCUCUUGGAAAUGUUGGCCACUCUGUGAGAGCUCAAGAAGAGGAAACUCAAACCGGUCGAGUAAAGUGGAGUGUCUACUCAACCUUCAUCACAUCUGCUUAUAAAGGAGCUCUUGUUCCUGUAAUCCUUCUGUGUCAAGUUUUGUUUCAAAUCCUUCAGAUGGGCAGUAAUUACUGGAUUUCUUGGGCAACAGAAGAAGAAGGCAAGGUCAGCAGAAAACAGUUUCUCGUGACGUUCAUUUUGAUGUCCGGUGGGAGCUCCAUCUUUAUAUUAGGCCGCGCCGUUUUUAUGGCAACCAUCGCUAUCGAGACUGCACAACGAAUGUUUCUUGGAAUGGUGACAUCAAUAUUUGCAGCACCUAUUUCAUUUUUUGAUGCCAAACCUUCGAGCCAAAUCCUUAACCGGUCAUCUACUGAUCAAAGCACCUUGGAUACAGAUAUCCCUUAUAGAUUAGGAGGAUUGGCUUUUGCACUCAUUCAGCUGUUGAGUAUCAUCAUUCUGAUGUCCAAGGUUGCAUGGCAAGUUUUCCCACUCUUCCUUGUCGUCCUUGCUCUCUCUAUAUGGGAUAUUACAUCAGUACUGCUAGAGAAUUAGCUAGAAUGGUUGGUAUUCGGAAGGCUCCGAUUCUUCAUCACUUUUCGGAAACAGUCGUUGGUGCAACAAUUAUCCGUUGUUUUAAUCAAGAGGAUCGUUUCUUGAGAAAAACACUGAAGCUGGUU